UCCGCCCACGGCCCGGGUUUUCCGGCGUCCCAGGGACAGCGCUGCCGACGCAGCCGCGCAGCCGGGCGCCUCUCCGCGCGCCAUGGACCCAGCGGUGGCCGCACAGAUGGGCCAGGAGGUGGCCGAGAAGGUGCUCCGGUACCGGCGAGACGCGUCGGGCUGGAAGAUAUGCCGGGAAGGCAAUGGAGUUUCAGUUUCCUGGAGGCCAUCUGUGGCGUUUGCAGGGAACCUGUACCGAGGAGAAGGCAUCGUGCACGGGACCCCGGAGGCCGUGUGGGACUGUGUCAGGCCGGCCGCGGGGGGCCUGCGGGAGAAGUGGGAUGAGAACGUGACCAGUUUUGAAGUGAUCGAGAGCAUCACUGAGACCCUGUGCGUGAGUAGGACCUCCACCCCCUCGGCCGCCAUGAAGCUCAUCUCUCCCAGGGACUUUGUGGAUGUGGUGCUAGUGAAGACGUAUGAGGACGGGACCAUCAGUUCCAACGCCACCCACGUGGAACAUCCCGCAUGCCCCCCGAGGGCAGGUUUUGUGAGAGGAUUUAACCACCCGUGUGGCUGCUUCUGCGAACCUGUGCCGGGGGAGCCGGACAAGACUCGCGUGGUCACCUUCUUCCAGACCGACCUCAGUGGCUACCUCCCUCAGAGCGUGGUGGACUCCUUCUUCCCCCGCAGCAUGGCCAGCUUUUACGCCAACCUCCAGAAGGCAGUGAAGAAAUUCCAUGCCUGACAUAACCUGGUGGCCAAGAACUCCCAGCAGUCCAGGAGGAGCCCCGGGUGUAGGGGCACCAGGGAGCCUGCCAGCACCCAGACACCUGUGGCCAGGGCCGGCAGCACCCCCUCCCCUGCUCCUGCUCCUGCUCCUUCUCGGGGCGGGUGUGGACGGCUCCACUCACACCUCUUCCUCCAGCCUCAGCUCAGCACCAGCAGGGACUCCGCCCAGCCCCGUGUGAUGCACUGGGUCAUAGGCCAUUAUGUGCCGAUGUCGUGCGGUUUGUCAUGGUCCUCAACACCGGAAGCCAAGUCCUGCCGCUUUUAACAUCUAGAACAUUGACCAACCCGUGCUGUAGAACCCCCAGUAUAUUUUUCUAAUGUGGCCCUCGUAUGUGUUUCUAAUACAUGUAAGAUUUCCCUCCUCAUUUGAAAGGAUGUCAGCUUGGAAAACGAUGGCUUAAACAAUGACGGAAAAACACUU
This is a messenger RNA of Oryctolagus cuniculus (rabbit), 1189 nucleotides long. RefSeq names its product StAR related lipid transfer domain containing 5 (gene STARD5). Gene Ontology annotation, biological process: cholesterol import. Gene Ontology annotation, molecular function: cholesterol binding; cholesterol transfer activity. NCBI's taxonomy places the organism in Eukaryota, Metazoa, Chordata, Mammalia, Lagomorpha, Leporidae. The record is from RefSeq and is a predicted model, not a curated record.